Molecule: messenger RNA, 2968 nt
Organism: Symphalangus syndactylus (siamang)
Lineage: Eukaryota; Metazoa; Chordata; Mammalia; Primates; Hylobatidae
Gene: AKT1
Product: AKT serine/threonine kinase 1
Biological process (GO): protein phosphorylation
Molecular function (GO): ATP binding; protein serine/threonine kinase activity
Source: RefSeq, a predicted model, not a curated record
GGGUAGGAACACCAUGGACAGGGAGAGCAAAUGGGGCCAUCUGUCACCAGGGGCUUAGGGGAGACCGAGCCAGCCUGGGUCAAAGAAGUCAAAGGGGCUGCCUGGAGGAGGCAACCUGUCAGCUGGUGCAUCAGAGGCUGUGGCCAGGCCAGCUGGGCUCGGGGAGCGCCAGCCUGAGAGGAGCGCGUGAGGGUCGCCGGAGCCUCGGGCACCAUGAGCGACGUGGCUAUUGUGAAGGAGGGCUGGCUGCACAAACGAGGGGAGUACAUCAAGACCUGGCGGCCACGCUACUUCCUCCUCAAGAAUGAUGGCACCUUCAUUGGCUACAAGGAGCGGCCGCAGGACGUGGACCAACGUGAGGCCCCCCUCAACAACUUCUCUGUAGCACAGUGCCAGCUGAUGAAGACGGAGCGGCCCCGGCCCAACACCUUCAUCAUCCGCUGCCUGCAGUGGACCACUGUCAUCGAGCGCACCUUCCACGUGGAGACUCCCGAGGAGCGGGAGGAGUGGACAACUGCCAUCCAGACGGUGGCCGACGGCCUCAAGAAGCAGGAGGAGGAGGAGAUGGACUUCCGGUCGGGCUCACCCAGCGACAACUCAGGGGCUGAAGAGAUGGAGGUGUCCCUGGCCAAGCCCAAGCACCGUGUGACCAUGAACGAGUUUGAGUACCUGAAACUGCUGGGCAAGGGCACUUUCGGGAAGGUGAUCCUGGUGAAGGAGAAGGCCACAGGCCGCUACUACGCCAUGAAGAUCCUCAAGAAGGAAGUCAUCGUGGCCAAGGACGAAGUGGCCCACACACUCACCGAGAACCGCGUCCUGCAGAACUCCAGGCACCCCUUCCUCACGGCCCUGAAGUACUCUUUCCAGACCCACGACCGCCUGUGCUUCGUCAUGGAGUACGCCAACGGGGGCGAGCUGUUCUUCCACCUGUCCCGGGAGCGUGUGUUCUCCGAGGACCGGGCCCGCUUCUAUGGCGCUGAGAUCGUGUCGGCCCUGGACUACCUGCACUCGGAGAAGAACGUGGUGUACCGGGACCUCAAGCUGGAGAACCUCAUGCUGGACAAGGAUGGGCACAUUAAGAUCACAGACUUCGGGCUGUGCAAGGAGGGGAUCAAGGACGGGGCCACCAUGAAGACCUUUUGCGGCACACCCGAGUACCUGGCCCCCGAGGUGCUGGAGGACAAUGACUACGGCCGUGCAGUGGACUGGUGGGGGCUGGGCGUGGUCAUGUACGAGAUGAUGUGCGGCCGCCUGCCCUUCUACAACCAGGACCAUGAGAAGCUUUUCGAGCUCAUCCUCAUGGAGGAGAUCCGCUUCCCGCGCACGCUUGGUCCUGAGGCCAAGUCCUUGCUCUCGGGGCUGCUCAAGAAGGACCCCAAGCAGAGGCUUGGCGGGGGCUCCGAGGACGCCAAGGAGAUCAUGCAGCAUCGCUUCUUUGCCGGCAUCGUGUGGCAGCACGUGUACGAGAAGAAGCUCAGCCCACCCUUCAAGCCCCAGGUCACAUCGGAGACCGACACCAGGUAUUUUGAUGAGGAGUUCACGGCCCAGAUGAUCACCAUCACACCACCUGACCAAGGUGAGGGGCCACUGUGCCUGCCCCCGCCCACUCCCUUUUCUCUCCAUACUCAGAGAGGCCUGCAGUGUUCAGCUUUUUUGGCUUCAGAUGUUUUAAAAUCUAAAUAUUUAAAAAGGUUCCUUUUGGAGAGUGCCAAUGAUCAGGGUGGGAGGCAGUGCUCUGAGGGCCCAGGUCCCUGUGUCAAUCUGUGGGGCCCUGCCUCAGUUUCCUGGCAGUAUGGCAGCGUGCUGGCCGCGCUUUAAGAGGCUGGCUCCCUACUGGAGCUGUGGGUGGGUGGAGGUGGCAGGGAGGGGGGUGCCCGGGUCUGAGCUGUCUACACCCACAGACGACAGCAUGGAGUGUGUGGACAGCGAGCGCAGGCCCCACUUCCCCCAGUUCUCCUACUCAGCCAGCGGCACGGCCUGAGGCGGCGGUGGACUGCGCUGGGCGACAGCUUGGAGGGAUGGAGAGGCGGCCUCGUGCCAUGAUCUGUAUUUAAUGGUUUUUAUUUCUCGGGUGCAUUUGAGAGAAGCCACGCCGUCAUCCCGAGCCCAGAUGGAAAGACGUUUUUGUGCUGUGGGCAGCACCCUCCCCCGCAGCGGGGUAGGGAAGAAAAUUGUCCUGCGGGUUUUAAUUUAUUUCAUCCAGUUUGUUCUCCGGACGUGGCCUCAGCCCUCAGAACAAUCCGAUUCACGUAGGGAAAUGUUAAGGACUUCUGCAGCUAUGCGCAAUGUGGCGUUGGGGGGCCGGGCAGGUCCUGCCCAUGUGUCCCCUCUCUCUGUCAGCCGGCCGCCCUGGGCUGUCUGUCACCAGCUAUCUGUCAUCUCUCUGGGGCCCUGGGCCUCAGUUCAGCCUGGUGGCACCAGAUGCAACCUCACUAUGGCAUGCUGGCCGGCACCCUCUCCUGGGGGUGGCAGGCACACGGCAGCCCCCCAGCACUAAAGCCGUGUCUCUGAGGAUGUCAUCGGAGGCUGGGCCCCUGGGAUGGGACCAGGGAUGGGGGAUGGGCCAGGGUUUACCCAGUGGGACAGAGGAGCAAGGUUUAAAUUUGUUACUGUGUAUUAUGUUGUUCAAAUGCAUUUUGGGGGUUUUUAAUCUUUGUGACAGGAAAGCCCUCCCCCUUCCCCUUCUGUGUCACAGUUCUUGGUGACUGUCCCACCGGGAGCCUCCCCCUCAGAUGAUCUCUCCACGGUAGCACUUGACCUUUUUGACGCUUAACCUUUCCACUGUCGCCCUAGGCCCUCCCUGACUCCCUGUGGGGGUGGCCAUCCCUGGGCCCCUCCACGCCCUCCUGGCCAGACGCUGCCGCUGCUGCUGCACCACGGCGUUUUUUUACAACAUUCAACUUUAGUAUUUUUACUAUUAUAAUAUGAAACUUUCCCUCCAAAUUCUUCAAUAAAAGUUGCUUUUCAA